AUGGCCAAAGCAGUUACCGAAGGCGCCUUUCGAGACGUCCUCUCGUACCCCUUCGCUCGUGAAGUACUCACAGGCCGCCCACAGCUUGAUCAACCGCUCAAAGAGAGUUUCCUGUUCGAUGUUCCCUCAGCGGGGGGUGAAUACGAUCUGGAGCUUAUCCGUCUUGUCGUCGCUGUGGCCGCCCUCCACGCCUUUGUACAGGCUAAUUGGACCGGCCCUGAUCUCGACUUCAAGCCUUUCGACAUCCUCCCCGACAACGAGGGCCCACUCACAGACGAACUGCUGCACCAGAAAUCUGUUUCAGAGCUCGCAUAUGGCGGAGAGCCUGCUUAUCACCUCGCCCAGGUGCCGUUUUUCCUCCGACUCGCCCAACUUCUCCUCGAGCUCGAAUAUCACCAAAUAGCGUCCAUAGAUUGGUGGAGGCUUAGGAUCUGGAACAUCCACCAGCAGAUCCUUGAUGAACCCGUCCCAUUACCCCCGGACUCCCUCUCAUCGCUCGAACGAUUGGCCAUCACAUUUGGGUCCGAACCUGAUCUUAUCGGCCGGCUAUGGCUCGAACGCGGUCUGCUAGACCAUUAUCAAUCGAACGACAAGUCUGCGUUGGAGUACUUCAUUCGUGCCGCGAGAGCUACAGACCUGCAGUACGAGCUUACUGGUGCGCUAGGCAAGCGCACAAAGUUCCAGCAAACUGAUCUCUCACAACUCGUCCUUCUCGCUGAGUCUCGCAAACGGGACGUCGCAGGAAAUACAGUCAGAGCUGCGAUCAUCCCUGACGCACUUCAAUUGAACGAUGAUACUCUGCUUGAGCACACCCAAUUCACGUCCUCCCAUCCUGUCGCCCCUGGCUCUCGGUUGAGUCAUCUCGACCCCUCAUCUCAACCCGCGCUCCAUCCCUUAGACCAAUCUAUCCUCCUUUCUCUCUGUCUGAAUGUACGCAACACUUCUCCCUCGCAUGGGUUAACCAACGAGCAGAUGUCUCCCUAUAUUGCACGUGUCAUCUCCCAUCCUGAAAACUGGUCUAUCCACACCAUGGCUCUCCUCCUUCGUUCUCGCCUCGAGUCCAACAGAACGCGUACCGUGGAACGCUCGACGCUGCAGCUUCAAGCCCUUGUUGAUCAGAUGGCCACAGCGGACUCAACGCUUUCGGAGCGACUUCUUUACGUCCAUGCGAUACCCUUGCCGAACAAGUGGGAAAUGGAGAAGGAGUUAGCUAUGAGGUUUCUCUCUAUCGGCGUCGUCAAAUCUGCAUUGGAGAUAUUCGAGAAGUUGGAGAUGUGGGAAGAGGCGGCCAAGUGUUGGCAAUCAAUGGAGCAGCGGGAUAAAGCCCUCAAGCUCGUGCGCGAUCUGCUGGAGGGUCGCAAGGCAGAGGCAGAGGCUGUCAUCACCCGCGGCAAGGUGGUCGGUGAUCGGAGAGCGUUGUUUGACGCAGCGCGCGAGGCUAAACUAUGGUGUCUUUUAGGCGAGCUAGAGCCAGAUCAGGCCGCUGACCAUUUCCAUCGCGCAUGGACCGUUUCCAAAGGAUCGUCUGGUCGUGCGAUGCGCUCACUUGGCGGAUUCCAUUUUGCUCGAGGGCAGUACGCAGAUGCCAUUGUGUGCUUGCGGCGCGCAGUCGCGAUCAACCCACUGCUGUCUAGGUCGUGGUUCAUUCUGGGGUGUGCUUGUGUUCGAGAGGAGGACUGGUUUGGAGCCAAGGACGCAUUUGCUCGUGCCGUUUCCAUAGAUGACGAGGACGGUGAGAGCUGGAAUAACCUGGCAAGCGUCUAUCUUCGUAUGGAUGCGAGUGCGCCAAAGGCGACACAAGGCGGAGAGGAAGAUAAGGAUGCCGAGAUGUCUGUUGUUACUACGGACGAUAGCCCUUCUUCAAUUCCCUUCGCGAACAAGAUGCUAGCCUUCCGCGCGCUCAAGCAAGGUCUCAAGUUCAGUUUCGAAAACUGGCGCAUGUGGACGAACUACAUGAUCGUUUCCAUGGACGUUGGUGAGCUUGCAGAGGCCUGCCGUGCGCUUGGCCGUAUAGUCGAACAGCGUUACGAUAAAAUUGGCGCUGAGGCUGUCGAUGAGGAUGUGCUUGAUCGACUUGUUGACGCAGUCACGCGUGCGCCCUCGAACCCUGACGAGGCAGUGGAGGGCGGCUCAGCUGAUAGCGCGCUGAGAAAUCCCAACGAAGGACACGGUUUGUUGAAGUGGGUUGAGGAUCUGUUUGAGCGUAUACUUCUGCCUCGGGUCGCGUCUCCGCGCAUAUUCAGAGCAAGGGCGAGGUUGUUGACGUGGCAAGAACGAUGGGAAGACGCGUUGCAGUCAUAUCUGGAGGCAUACAGAACAGGUGUAGCCGGAAAGAUGGAAGAAAGCGAGACCGAGGUAGGAGCGUGGAGGGAGGCCGUGCGUGAGGUGGAGGAGAUUGUGGAUGUGUUGAGAAAUUUUGGCCCGAAAGCCGAAGGAUUCAAUUGGGAGGUGCAGGCAAAGAGCAUUUUGCGUACAUUUAUGGGGAGAUCACGCGAUUAUGAGGAAGAGCCCGAAUGGAGUCGGCUGGUAGAGUUGCAGGAUGAGCUAAAAGGGCAGAGCUGAGCAUUUCAUUCAUCUGUUGUUGAAGCUCGUCGUAUUGACUCUGCGAAAUGCGUCUUCUCGAGAAACAUGUUAUCCUCACAUCAUGAGACAUAGGCCGACCUGCAGUCUGUCCUGAGAGCGGUGGAAAGUUAUGGAUAGCCUCGAAACCUGACUGGAGCUUUUGAUAAUAUCUGGAAUUCCUGGCU
This is a messenger RNA of Heterobasidion irregulare TC 32-1, 2747 nucleotides long. RefSeq lists its product as uncharacterized. Gene Ontology annotation, molecular function: protein binding. The record is from RefSeq and is a predicted model, not a curated record. The transcript is spliced from 2 exons. NCBI's taxonomy places the organism in Eukaryota, Fungi, Basidiomycota, Agaricomycetes, Russulales, Bondarzewiaceae. Bases 1 to 2562 code for a protein of 853 amino acids.